AUGACCGAAAGAAAGCUAUUGCAGCUGCUACGGCGUCCUUUCAUCUCCCUUUCUUUAUUCACGGCCUUAAGAGCUUGUCCGCUUCGCCCCAAAAGCCUAAUUGCUUAG
This is a messenger RNA of Saccharomyces cerevisiae S288C, 108 nucleotides long. RefSeq lists its product as uncharacterized. NCBI's taxonomy places the organism in Eukaryota, Fungi, Ascomycota, Saccharomycetes, Saccharomycetales, Saccharomycetaceae. Bases 1 to 108 code for a protein of 35 amino acids. The transcript has a single exon. The record is from RefSeq and is marked reviewed.